AUCCUUCAGGUACCAGCGUCUGGGCAGUGCUUGAGCUGCAGGAACUGGGUCCAGCCCUCGACAGACCUCUGACCUGACCUCCCCAGUGGACUUCUUUGUAUUAGCUGCUUCUGCUGCUGCAGCAGAUACUUUCAGCUGCAACUCCCUGCAAGGUGGGGCACCCAUCUCAGGCAGGUUUUGUGCACCCCACUGAGUACUCCCCAGGGCUGCCGCUGCCUGUGGCCUCAGGAUGAAAGGGGAGACCCCUGUGAACAGCACUAUGAGUAUUGGGCAAGCCCGCAAGAUGGUGGAACAGCUUAAGAUUGAAGCCAGCUUGUGCCGGAUAAAGGUGUCCAAGGCAGCAGCAGACUUGAUGACUUACUGUGAUGCCCACGCCUGUGAGGAUCCCCUCAUCACCCCUGUGCCCACUUCGGAGAACCCCUUCCGGGAGAAGAAGUUCUUCUGUGCCCUCCUCUGAGUUGCCCUGUCCCUCGGCACAAGCUCUGAACCUUUCCCUCUCCUAGGCCCUUCCUUAGGUCAGUAACUGUCGUGAGCCCCUGAGGGUCCCUGCAUCCCAUCCCUAGCCCUUGUCCAACCCUAUGAGGUUAUCUGAAGCACAAAGCUCUCC
Messenger RNA from Neomonachus schauinslandi (Hawaiian monk seal), 607 nucleotides. RefSeq names its product G protein subunit gamma 3 (gene GNG3). Gene Ontology annotation, biological process: G protein-coupled receptor signaling pathway. The record is from RefSeq and is a predicted model, not a curated record. Lineage: Eukaryota; Metazoa; Chordata; Mammalia; Carnivora; Phocidae. Gene Ontology annotation, cellular component: heterotrimeric G-protein complex. The transcript is spliced from 3 exons. The coding region runs from base 230 to 457 and encodes 75 amino acids. Gene Ontology annotation, molecular function: G-protein beta-subunit binding.